AUGCAAGCUCAGAGGGAAUGUGCAUCACGUGUUCAGAUCCGAAGCCCAUACUGGGAGGAAUUUGCUAGCUUCUACAGCAGCUACCAGCUCGGCACGGCGUUGGGCAAGGGCUCUUACGGCUGCGUGUUCUUGGCGAAGGCUCUCUACUCGCAGGCCAGCUACGCAGUGAAGGUUCAGACAUCCCGGCGAACGGCGGCUCAGAAGAUCCAGCAUGAGGCCAAAGUCAGGGCCUCGGCGCCGAAAAAGAGAUCGCGGCAGGAGUUGAUGGGGGUUCACGGUUCAAGACUUUGGGGCUCUCUCCGUCUGGUAACGCGGGUUGCGGCUGUGGCAGCACCGCCUCCGAACGCCGAGAUCUGGAAGCUCUGUGCCAGCCACCGCAACGUGGUCCACUUCGUGCAGAUGCCUCUGCCUCGGCCGGAUACGUGCCAGGAGGCGGACAUCUACUACAUGGUCAUGGAAGCCUGCGACUGCUCCCUGUUUGAUCGGCUGAUCGACAAUCCGAAAUGGCACUGGGAUCAGCUGACAGGCGACCUUUUUCAGCUCGUCGCCGGCCUCCAGCAUCUGCACACCCACCGGGUUCUGCACAGCGACAUCAAGGCGGAGAACGCCUUGUAUGGCGGUUCCGAUGGGAGGACGCUGAAGCUGGCGGAUUUCGGCCUGGCCGUGUACAUCACCCCGAACGAUGGUCCGCUGACUCGCGCCCGAGGGUCGAGAUCCUACAUGGCGCCAGAGAUGCUGGCCGGGGAAGGCUAUGGCUUCCCAGCCGACAUGUGGUCCCUUGGAGUGUUGGUCUACGUGAUCUUGGUGGGGCAGUUCCCGAUCGGGCAGUCCAAGCAGACGAAGUCGGAGUUGACACGGCAAAUCAUCAAGGUGGAGACGGAGCCCAUUAGGCUCAUGAAUUUGGCCGGCAAGCUCAAGCGCAGCAUCGCAGCUGAGCAGGGCCGGCUGGAGAUGCGGCGGCGCCUGCAAGGCCCGAACACCACCGGCUCCUCGAGCGACUUUCACAAGAUCGCCCCCUCCAGCGAGGAGCCACUGACGAAUCCCUUGACAGGCAGUCAGCAGGCCCAGGACGAGACGCUGGCCCGACACCUCGCAGUGCAGGUCAAGAGGCUCAAGGUGGUGGAGUUUAUGAGGACUUUGCUGCGACGGAACCCAGAGGUGCGUUGCUCUGCGAGCGAAGCCCUCCAGGCCGAGAUCUUCAUUCAGCAGCAGAGCCAAGAGGUGCUGGACGACGACGAGGGCGACCUCCUGGUGGUGAACCGUCGGCCCCUGAAACGCCAGAAAGAUGGCGAGAAGGAGGGCGACAAGGAUGACAAAGAGGGCGACAAGGGGGCGGCCGAUCUGCAGCAGAACGCCAGCGAAGGAAGCCCUGUCAACCAACAGCGGAAGUCCGACAAGACCAGCCGGGAUCUCUCGUACCAGCCGGACUCGCCUCGCCACUCCAAGCAGGAGCCCGGGGAAGUACCGGCCUCGAGCGCGAGCGCGAAGAAGGAGAAGGAGGAGCCGGAGCCGGAGCACCAGGACGAGGAGAACUCCCUCAGUUUGCCAGGCGGCGACGCGAAGGUGCGCAUCCCGCCUCAGCGCAAGCGGUCAGUCACGGCCCUCGGCAACGAGGACUCCUCGGGUCCAGGUCGGCUGCUCCAAGUGCCGUCUCAGAAGAAGUUGAACAAGGCAAAAACGACCGGACAGCUGGACAGCGCGAAUGCUGCGGCAGAGGCAGAUGCAAACGGAAUCGGCAGCCCGCGCACUUCAGGACUGCAGUUGGAGUCUCCUCGUGCGCUGACCCCCACGGCGAUCGCAGCGCUGCAAGCCCCAGUGGCCCGGGCCGGAGGCUCUCCGACGCCGUUGACGCCUUCGAACGGACAGCCCUACCCUGGGGACAGCGACCUCCUCUCCGGGGAGCCACGCUGCGAGCACUCAAUGAGCCGCGUAAGCCGCAUGAGCAGCGUCGGGGCCAAGAGCAUCAAAAGCAGUAUGGGCGUGUCGAUGUUCAGCAGGGACCAGUCGGGAUUCGACCUGCUGCACCAGCUGGCCGGAAAGAGCGAUGCGGUGGCGUCCUCCUUCCAAUUCCAGGAAUCCGGGAUUUUGGACAGCUCCUCACCGACCCGACCACGAUCGCAGCGGCUAAACCACAUGGGGUCCGGUCAUUCCGUGCGCUCGGGGAACUCCUUCCGAUCCGGAGCCUCCGAGAUGGUCCUAGGCCCCGUUGGGGAGGGCGAGCGCAGCCCCGAGCACUCGGAAGCUGCGCUGCCUUCGCCCGCACAGCCUCGGCCGUUGCCCCCGCCGCCGGAACUGCCGGUGAACGUGGAGCCGCGCAUUCCCGAGGAGGAGGGGCCCACGCCCAGCAAGCUCCAGAGGAGGGUGAGCGCCAGCUGCUUGGCGGAUGUGGACCGUCCCAAGCCGAUGCUCAGGCGGCGAGUCUCUUUCGACGAGGUGCUCUACAUGCAGCACAUGGUGCCCGUGGUGCCCAACCAGAUCCCGUCACCGACGCCCGGCUCUAAUGCCUCGCCGGACGGCUCCAACUCCUCGGAGGAAGCAGCCGGCGGUGGCUGA
This is a messenger RNA of Symbiodinium sp. CCMP2456, 2553 nucleotides long. The record is from the annotation of a GenBank genome assembly. Lineage: Eukaryota; Dinophyceae; Suessiales; Symbiodiniaceae.